UCUGUUGCGUUGAGAGAACGCGAUUCGUGUUUAUGAAUCCGUUACCAUGACAGCGGAUUUAAAUCCAGGAGACUCUGGAGUGUGUAAAUACAUGGCAAUAUAUUGUCGAUUUUGUUAUUUUGUAUAUUUUAUGUAACUACAUAUCUUAUGAGAGUAAAAUGACGGAAGCAACCAAAUCUGAUGUGCAAAUCAUUUUGAACAUAAAAGAAGGAAAGGGUUUUGAACAAGUUUUACAACCAACAUUAUUAAUUGGAACUUUAAAUGGACACUCCUUAGAAACUGAUAGAAUCGAGUCGUGUCCAGCUCCACAAUAUGCCACAGACUUAGUUUGGGAAACAAAUAAAAUAAUGCUGAGAAGAAUGCGAUCAGAGCAAGCCUCAUUAAAAUUAGAAUGCUUUGCUUUUAAAGAGAACGAAGAAGGUAGAGAGAAACUCGGAUACAUUCUACUUAACAUACGUUCUGCACAAGUAAUAUCUAAAUGUGGAGAUUUGAGCCCAAAAGCAAGUUGGCACAAGUUACUGGGAUUACGAAGUGACCUUAAAAUACAAAAGCCUGAGUUACUUCUUGCAUUAAGAGUUGAAGAUCGAAAGGGUGUAAAUUUAAAUCCAACAGCAGAGAGAUGUCCAGAGGUUGAAUCUCAUAGAAAUCCUAGCGGGGAUUUUGGAAAGUCUAGUUUCAGGAAUGUUUCUAGUGAAAUAAAAUGUCCAAUAGAAUAUAAAAAUGCAAAUAAGCAAUCUGUUGAUUGUCAACACUCAAAACAUCAAACGGAGUCUAAAGUUACAUGUUCGCGCUCGUGUGAUGGAAUGCUAUACAACGUUAAUAAAAAUCAUAUCAGAGAUGUAGGAUCUUAUCACUGUUAUUGUUUACGCAUUUCACUUGAGGCAAUAUCAUUAGUAUCUGAGAUGUUAUCUGGACGAGAAAUUGAAUUUCGAUUUCACCAUCCAAAAACUGAAGUUAUGUCAACAGCAUAUGCAACAAUGCCAGUUUUACCAAAUGAAAAAGUUAAAUUGCAAGAUGUUGUAUGCCAAUUUUACUUUAUAUCCACACCAAAUGAAAUAAAACAAUUAUUACAAUCUUUUCCACCAAAAAUCAGUAUAUGCGAUACAAAUCGAGAUGAUGAAUUGUCACUAUUAAUGCUUGAUGUAAAACCGUUAUUAUAUCAAGAAAAGUCCGAAUGUCAGUAUAAAUUAUCUCUGUUCAAUACAGAUCGUAACAAAAUUGCUGAUAUGGAUAUUAUACUCAAAUUAGAAGAUCGUGGACCGCAUUAUAUAUUAAAGAAAGAAGCUAUCGAUAAAAAUCUUGGCCCACCAAUAUUGGACGAUAGCUUAGCAUAUAAAAUAGUAGACGAGCUUGAAACUUGGAAGGAACGUCAAAAGGAAAUGUUUAAAGUCGAGCUCAAAAGAAAAGAAGGACGACAUUUGAACAUGCUGAGUGAGGAAUGGCGAAUACAGAAGGAAAAUCUAGAAUCAAAGCUUGCAUACAGUGUCGAACAAUGUAAAACAUUGGCCAACAGUUUAAACAACGCUACUGAAGAUUUACGAAAGCGUAGAUUAAAAAGCCUAGAAAAUGAGACCAGAUUAAUAAAAGCAAAUGAGGACUUGCAAUGGAGAUAUGAAACCAAGUUACAAGAACUCAAAGAUUUAUUGCAUGCAACACAAAGCGAUCUUACAUCAAAGAUUGCCAAACUUGAGGAGAAGAAAACUGCUUUAGAGGCACAAAUCGAAAUAUUAUCGUAUGAAAAUGAGAAUAUGAAAUCGUCGAUAAGUAAACAAAUGAAUGAAUUACAAAUGUAUCAAAAAGCAUCAUUAACUCAGGAUCAAACAGCGUCUUUAUUGCAAGAAGUAAAAAUUCUCGAGGAAAAAUUAGAUAACGCUCAGAAGGGAAAAGAAUUUUUUAGAGAGCAAUGGAGCAAAGCGGUUCGCGAAUUACAUAGAAUGAAAGUGGAUUAUCAACAAGCUAUGCAAGUUCAAAUCAAGAACAGUAGGGAAGAACUGAUGAGUACAGACAUUGCGGAAAUUUUGUCUACAGACAGAAAAGCAUUGAACAACGAUCAACUUUUGCUGCAAGAGCUUCAGAAAGAAAUAGAUGUGAUCAAGCCAAAACAAUCUUCUGCAAAAGAAACCUACAAUCAAAUAUUUACGACACCUGAUGACAUCUGUUACGACGUUCACUGUAAUAAUAGUAAAAUCGUUGACAAUAAACCAGAAUACAACGAACGAUUGCAGGCGCUCAAGGAGGAACGUGAUUCUCUCUUAAGGACCGGGAAUUACACAGACGACGACGUAGUGAUUAAAAAACUUAACGCAGAGAUUCGAUCCUUACUGACAAGCAGGUAGCGAAUUUAUUUUCUGCUUGUUUUCUCCGAUUAACAUUGGAUUUUCAUAUAAGAAAGGGAAGGCAUCCAAUCUCGAAAUCAAAAUAUAUGACAUGU
Cyphomyrmex costatus is the source of this 2431-nucleotide messenger RNA. RefSeq names its product protein rha (gene rha). Gene Ontology annotation, biological process: positive regulation of centriole elongation; interkinetic nuclear migration. NCBI's taxonomy places the organism in Eukaryota, Metazoa, Arthropoda, Insecta, Hymenoptera, Formicidae. The record is from RefSeq and is a predicted model, not a curated record. Gene Ontology annotation, cellular component: centrosome. Bases 159 to 2336 code for a protein of 725 amino acids. The transcript is spliced from 10 exons.